AUGAUAACUCGUCCUGGGAGUCUUAUUGAACUAAGAAUUCAAGAUAUUAAUGAAUUGAAAGAACGUAUACAAAGUAAACAGAAUAUGACAGGAGAAGUGUCAGCUACUACCUUUAUUAUUAAUGAUAAACAAUCAAAUAAUAAUAAUUCCAGAGCUCUAAAUAUACAAUAUUCUAGUGAUGUUAGUAAUAAUAAUAGAACAUAG
Molecule: messenger RNA, 204 nt
Organism: Cryptosporidium muris RN66
Lineage: Eukaryota; Apicomplexa; Conoidasida; Eucoccidiorida; Cryptosporidiidae
Exons: 1
Coding region: 1-204 (67 amino acids)
Source: RefSeq, a predicted model, not a curated record